AUUCCAUGUGUGAAAGUCUAAGAGAGUGAGAGAGAGAGAGGGAGAGAUGGCAGAGUCAGGGAGGUAUUGUUACAGGGAAGUAGUUCCAUUCUGUGCAAUGGUUGCAGUUGAGUGUACCAACGUGGGUGUCAACGUUCUUUUCAAGCAAGCCACUCUCAAGGGAUUCAGUUACUAUGCCUUCAUCGUUUAUUCUUUCGCUCUCUCCACUCUUUUUCUUUUUCUCCCUCUCCCCUUCGUCUUCCAAUGGUCAAGAGGGCUUCCUCCAUUCAAUGUUUCUCUCGUCUUAAGAAUUUUUCUCCUUGGUACCAUUGGAUUUGUAGCACAGCUGAGUGGAUACAAAGGACUUGAAUACACUUCACCAACUCUCUUCUCUGCUCUUAGCAACCUUAUUCCGGCUUUUACCUUCAUCCUUGCAGUCUUUUUCAGGUUCUUAGGAUUCUCCCAAUGCUUUUUUGUCAAUUUUCUUAUACAACUAUUUGUCGAGGAAACUUAAUAAUUGGAGUGACGUAAAU
Arachis duranensis is the source of this 512-nucleotide messenger RNA. Its product is annotated as WAT1-related protein At5g40240. NCBI's taxonomy places the organism in Eukaryota, Viridiplantae, Streptophyta, Magnoliopsida, Fabales, Fabaceae. Gene Ontology annotation, molecular function: transmembrane transporter activity. Gene Ontology annotation, cellular component: plasma membrane. The record is from RefSeq and is a predicted model, not a curated record. The coding region runs from base 47 to 493 and encodes 148 amino acids. The transcript is spliced from 3 exons.